Paramecium tetraurelia is the source of this 126-nucleotide messenger RNA. RefSeq lists its product as uncharacterized. NCBI's taxonomy places the organism in Eukaryota, Ciliophora, Oligohymenophorea, Peniculida, Parameciidae. The record is from RefSeq and is a predicted model, not a curated record. The transcript has a single exon.
AUGGGCAGAGACUUACAUAAUAUUGCAUCGCCUCCUCGAGGGAUAAUUAAGGGCAGAAUUGAAACAUUUUUUCAAAAUGAAGCAAUAACAGCUAAUUAAAGUAAAUAACCUUUGAAAUUAAAAUGA